Achroia grisella is the source of this 2212-nucleotide messenger RNA. RefSeq lists its product as uncharacterized. Lineage: Eukaryota; Metazoa; Arthropoda; Insecta; Lepidoptera; Pyralidae. The coding region runs from base 611 to 1768 and encodes 385 amino acids. The record is from RefSeq and is a predicted model, not a curated record. The transcript has 2 exons. Gene Ontology annotation, biological process: DNA recombination; DNA integration. Gene Ontology annotation, molecular function: DNA binding.
ACCGCCGCAUUUCUAGCGCUCUAUUUUUACCGGCCCGCGCUCUCACACCAUUGCACGCGAAUCGAGCACUACGAGCUCAUUAACGGGACGACGGGGAUGGAAUCUGGUAAUGGUUGAGUAGUUACCUGUUUUGCAGCGAAGAAGCUGGGUUUCAUAACGUUUUAUGUGUCGGUCACUGUCGAAAUAAGCUAGAUGAGGUAUGGCGGUAUGCGCGGUGUGGGUGCGCGUGGGGAGGCGCCUGCGUGAAGCCUGCAGGAGCGACGUGGAGCGGCGCAGGGCGAGCCGGCGGAGUGGGCACUGGGGCCGGGGCGCCAGCCGCACACGUGCCGCGGAGCGAUGGCCAGAGGGCCUCUCAGACUUGUUGAGGUCUCAACACCUUACAUUGUUACAUAUCUAACUGGAAACAGGGAUUUGUGUAUUUUCAGCAAUUUAUUUGAUUAUUUCUAUGAGUGAAAUAUAACAAAAUAGACAUUUUUAAAGCAAUUUAUAGAGGACUAUAAUAGGUUUUGAAUUGAAAUUACGAUAUGCAUUUUGUGUUUGAAUGAAUAUUACAUUUAUGAUAAGUUGCCGGUUAAUGUGUGUAUCAAUAAAAUAGCAAAUUAUUUCAAACAUGAAUUCAUCAAGCAGCAGCAAUUUUGGAACAGGCCCACCGAAUUCACCGCUGCCUUUGUUAACGUCAAAAUCCUGGAAAAAAUAUAUGAAAGCAUAUUAUAACUUCGCCUUAUGGAAAAAAAGAAAAGGAGUGAAAUCUUUUUCGGAACCUGUGUUUUUGGCCUAUUUUAAAGAAUUGGCCAAAUCUAAGAAACCCUCCACUCUUUGGAGCACAUACUCAAUGCUCAAGUCGACAGUCGGCAACAAAAAUGGAAUUAAAAUGGAAAACUACACAAAAUUGAUAUCAUAUCUAAAGAAAUGGUCUAGAGGACAUAAAUCAACGACAUCUGAAGUAUUUUCUGUAGAAAAUAUAAAUACGUUCAUAAAAGAGGCACCAGACAAAGAAUUUUUAGCCAUAAAAGUAGCUUUGAUUUUCGGAAUAAAAGGAGCUUGUCGUGCUAACGAACUCUUGAAUAUUACGGUCAAUGAUGUCAAAAAGCAGUCUGAUCAGUUGCUGUUUGUUAAGAUGACCGACUCUAUAACCAAAAUGGACCGAUCGUUUACCGUUCCCGACGAGUACAAAAGCAUUGUAGAGAAAUACCAAGCACUGCGACCUAAUAACGUUGAAAACAAUCGAUUUUUCAUACGCUAUCAAAAUGGUAAAUGCUACAAACAUGUGAUAGGCAAGAAUAAGUUUUCUAGCAUGCCACAAGAAAUCGCUAAUUACUUGAAAUUACCUGAUAGCAAGCUGUAUACUGGACACUGUUUUCGAAGAACGGCGGCUGCUCUGCUAGCAGAGUCUGGAAACGCACCUAGUAAUAAACAGAAAAAGCGACAUGGAGAACGUAAAUCAAGUAAAACCACAAAAGAGCUCCGGAAAAAAGAUUCUACGAAGAAAAAGGCGAAAAAAAAUGCCUGCCCAACUGAAAAUGUUCAAUUAGAUUUAGAUACAUUAGAUGACGCGCUUUUUUCGCCAUCUUCAUCAUAUUUACCAACUUUACAACAGCAGGAACCAUCAACUGCCCCGCUUCUUGAAUAUCUCUCUUAUCAACCGGAGCCUAUAAUUGAUUCAUAUACGCAAAAUAAUAACGUUACUACAAUGUUUAUUCCUAAUAAACCUAUAACAAUAAUGAUCGAGAAUGGCACAAAUGUCUCUAAUAUAAAUAUAAUAUUUUAGUUUUUAAUUUAUUGCUACAUACUUACUGAAUUACUAAUUAUAAAUAACAGUCACCUACCGUUUUAUGUGAAUAUAUUGAUGAGUGCUUUGUAUACAAAAGCGCCUCAUAUUUUCUUGUAAUUUAUAAAACUCGUUCGCAAAACUUACAUUUGGUAAGACCGCUGCACCCUAUUAAUUCCUUGCUGCUCCUUUCAUCAUCAUUAUUACCUUGCCUUCAUGCUAUUAUUUAGUCUGCGUAUAUAUCUUACUAUUCCUUUAUUUCUUCAAAACUAGAUCCGUGAUUUUUCCAAAUUAUAGAUACGUAUAAAUAAUGACCGCGUCAACUUUAAAAACGUAGGUAUCUAUAUGGUUAUGUUAUACACUUCUGUAACUUCGCUCUGCUGAAUUAAAUGUCUACAAGCAUCUCUCUUUUUUAUCAUUUACUAGCUACCCGCCCCGGCUUCA